Messenger RNA from Trypanosoma grayi, 849 nucleotides. Its product is annotated as putative peptide deformylase. The record is from RefSeq and is a predicted model, not a curated record. Gene Ontology annotation, molecular function: peptide deformylase activity. Gene Ontology annotation, cellular component: mitochondrion. The transcript has a single exon. The coding region runs from base 1 to 849 and encodes 282 amino acids. Gene Ontology annotation, biological process: peptidyl-methionine modification. Lineage: Eukaryota; Euglenozoa; Kinetoplastea; Trypanosomatida; Trypanosomatidae.
AUGAUUGAGCGGGUGCAGGCGGCGCGGCGCCACUACCAGUACCCAUCCCUCUGCGCUCCGCAGAUUGGCUGGAAUGUACGCAUGUUCACUCUGUUCGACGGUACCGUUUUUAUCAACCCUGUCAACGUGGACGCGCUGGAGCUGGAGACAGAGGCGAAGCGCGACGGCAUCUCCCUCCUGGACGCAGAGACACGGUGGAUGGCGCGGCUCCGCGGUGAACGAAAGACAUGCUUCGCGUGGGAACCCUGCGCGAGCUGCUGCUUCCUCAUGCACUACAUUGAACGCCCAACAACGGUGCGAGUGCGGGCGAUCGGGGAGGACGGACGGCCGUUCGAGGUGACGCUCGACAAGAUGCGCGCACGCAUGGCGCUACACGAGCUCGACCACCUCGGUGGCGUGCUCUUCACCCGCCGCAUCCCCGACACGAAUCACGUCGUGCCGCUGGAAGGGUUCAGCACGAUGAGCGACUGGUCCGACGACUACCCGUCGCUGGAGGCUCGCAGUACGUACCUCUACACCACCUUUAUUCCACCCUACACAUUUGUGACAGACGACGUCGAGGAUGCACAGCUACUCGACCGCAAGUUUGAGGACGGCGUAUACCCCGGCUGCGAGCACGAGCGCCGCAUGCGUAUCGAGAACGCCGCGCUUGAGGAGCUGCAGCGGGCGCAGUGGCGAAUGGAGAAGACGCGUGACGCGGAGAGCAGCGCCAAUCAAUGCAUGCGCGAGGCUCAACAGCAGCAGGAGGAGCAGAAGGGGGAGAAUGGAAGUGAGGAAGGGGGGGAGGAGAAGGAGGAGGAGGAGGAGGAGGAGGAGGAGAGCAAGACCCUUGACGGCGCCACAGCGUAG